Messenger RNA from Astyanax mexicanus (Mexican tetra), 1489 nucleotides. RefSeq names its product zona pellucida sperm-binding protein 3-like. Gene Ontology annotation, molecular function: acrosin binding. Gene Ontology annotation, cellular component: extracellular matrix. The transcript is spliced from 8 exons. The record is from RefSeq and is a predicted model, not a curated record. NCBI's taxonomy places the organism in Eukaryota, Metazoa, Chordata, Actinopteri, Characiformes, Acestrorhamphidae. The coding region runs from base 207 to 1439 and encodes 410 amino acids. Gene Ontology annotation, biological process: binding of sperm to zona pellucida; positive regulation of acrosome reaction; egg coat formation.
AGAAUCCUCAGUUGCCAAGUGGUCCAAGUACAGUACUGCUGCCUGUCCAGGAUCCAUAUCCUGCGUCUGUGCCUUUCCAGAGUCUUCCACAAUUGAGUGAUCCAAGCACAGGCUCGGGGCCUGCCUAUUAUUAUCCCAGUCUUGUGGCAGUGCCUGCCCAGAAUCCUCAGCUGCCAAGUGGUCCAAGCACAGGUCCAGCAUCCGGCAUGAGCCCUGACCUGACAAGUAGUCCAAGUGAUGUGCUCUUGACUUCACCUCAGGCCUCGCUUUGGAGUCUAGGUGAGACUUCUGCUCAGUCUCCAGGACUGUCUUCUGCUCAAGCACCUAAUCCCAUGCUGUAUCCAGAUCCUCUGAAGCCCCCCCAAUUGCAAGUCCAUUUACCCACUGAACCCUUAAAGAAGUUACUGUGGCGGUUUCCCAAAGCUCCAGAAAGGCCUAAGCAAUUUCCGGUGCAGUUUAACUUGCGGCAGCCUACCCCAGUCAACAGUGUGGCUGCUGCAUGUGGGGAGAGUAUGGUGCAUGUGGAGGUGAAGCAAGAUUUCUUUGGAAAUGGUAUGCUCGUAAACCCUAGUUCUCUGACGCUUGGAGGCUGUGCAGCAUCAGGACUGGACUCUGCAGCCCGAGUGCUCAUCUUUAACUCUGAACUCCAGGCUUGUGGUAGUGUACUAACGAUGACGGAAGAUUACCUUAUCUACAGCUUUCACCUCCUCUACCGCUCUGAACCUCUGGUUGGUACUUCAAUUGUCCGAACAGGAAGAGUCAAUGUUCAGAUUGAUUGUCACUACUCAAGGAAGCACAAUGUGAGCAGUAUUGCUGUGUCCCCUACAUGGGUGCCGUAUUCCUCUACAGUGGCAGCGGAAGAGCAUUUGGUCUUCACCAUGAAGCUCAUGACUGAUGACUGGCAGUAUGAGAGACCAUCGAAUCAAUACUUCCUUGGCGAGUUCAUGAAGAUUGAGGCAUCUUUGACCCAGUUUAACCAUGUACCUCUCCGUGUAUUUGUGGACCACUGUGUGGCAACUGCAGUUCCUGACAUUAAUGCUGUUCCCAGAUACACAUUUAUUGAGAACCAUGGAUGCUUGGUUGAUGCCAAGAUAACGGGCUCCAACUCUGAAUUUAUGAAACGGGUUCAAGAUGAUAAGCUGCAGUUUCAGUUGGAAGUGUUCAGAUUUGAACAAACCAACAGUAGUAUGCUGUACAUCACAUGUUUCCUGAAAGCCUCUACAACUUUACGGAAGACUGAUGCUGAACACAAAGCUUGCUCCUUUGAGACCAAUGGGUGGGCUGCUGCAGAUGGUAAUGACCAGAAUUGUAACUGUUGUGAUGGAGAAUGUGUCUCCAGGAAGGGGAGAAGUGUGCACACUGAAGAAGAUCAGUAUUUUGAAACGGAAGUCUCUUUGGGCCCCAUCUUGGUUGAGGAUGAUGACCACUUGUUGCAAUGAGUCAAUAGUGUUUCUUAAAAUUUUUAUAAAUAAAUAUGGGGAAAUUUGAA